AUGAAGUGGCAUCUAGGUUCCUUCUUGUGUCUGGGAUACCUGGGAGUCGCAUGGGCCAGCAGCACUUCAAAUGUUGUAGACUCGUCAUACGCUGACCCUUGUGCUGCCAUCGCGAACGAGACGUGGGUCUCCCCUCAAGAAGCGCGCAAAUGCUUUGGUUCUUUCCCGGUGGACCCGGAUAUUAAGGCUAACAUCAUCGAGGUCCUGAAUAAGUCCCUGGCCUUCCAUGCUUCAGUGAACUACCAGCGGCAGGCACCUCCACCAUUCGAAGAUAUCCACGAGGAUGUGCACGGGGAUCUAGCCCGCAUCUCGUCGCAGGACUACUCCUCUGACUUUGAUCUGCAUCUCGAAACAGUACACGCUCUCAAGAGGCUAGUGGACGGACACUGUUUCUAUAUGAAUUUAUGCUAUGAUUCCCUAUACACGACAUAUCUACCCAUUCCCCUAGCGCUCUUGACCGAUGAACUCGGCGUGCAGCAUGUUCAUGUAGCACCCGAAGCCUUCAAGAUUUCUUCUACCGAAUUCGGCGAGGAGCUGAAAUUCUGGCAAGAUGCGCUUCCGGAGGAAUUGAGGGGCAAGCUAGAGCUGUUGUCGGGAGCGGAGGUACUUUCAAUCGAUGGUGAGACACCGUUCGCCACAGUCAAUGCGAGCGCCGUCCAGACUGGACGAAUGCAGGCGUUUGGUACACGUCAAAACAUGUUCUUCUCAAGCUAUGGCCGGACCGAGGCCGGCUGGGUGUACCACUUCGGAGACUUCGCUGCCCAGAGUCUCCCUCUGAAAGACUCCGUCGCUUUGACCUUGCGCAUCCAAAGCGGCAGCGAUAUAGCGUUUGCCAACCUCCCGUAUCGCUCCCGGCUAUCUUCAUCGGUAGAGCCGUGGACCAAUGCGUCAACGUUCUGGGCAAACAACUGUCUGGCGACCAACUCUACCAACGGCGUCAACCUGUACGCGAAACCCAAUGUCGUGGUGGAUUCGGGCGAACGACCGCAGCAGCCCUUCAUCGAUCCGGCGCUUGUCAGGGCCCGACUGCGAAAGCACCACAAGAACGAGCUGUUUGAUGCUUCGAUGGCACAGAACAUCGAGCUACCGGCGGAGAUGACGCCCUCGUCGCCGCUCAAUGGAAGCUCGGGCGUCGCCCAGUUCUACAUGCUGAAUGCGAGUGUGACGGACGCGCCGACGGGUGUGCUGAUGCUGGGCAGCUUCUCGGCGAGCUCGUUCAACGAGUUGCAGUCAAGCCUGUUGGAUGGGCUGAAGAACUUGAAGACGGAGGGCGCCGAACAGUUGAUCGUGGACGUGACGAACAAUGGUGGAGGCUAUAUUUGCAUCGCUCACUGGCUCCACCGUAUUAUCGCGGGUCCAAGGGGCACCACCGUUCCGCAGGCAGGACUCCAGACUCAGACCCGAGCGUCGCCAUUGGCCCAGCUCAUCGUGAAGCACAUCGCUGGCGGGGCAGACCCCGAGAACCUCCUUCUGUAUAACCCGCUGAACUGGGAGUAUGCAAACAAUACUCCCAUCCCAGGCGAGGAAGACUGGCUGCAGCCGCCCGUCCGGAAGACGGUCAAUGGCGUGGAAGAUAUGUUCAGUCAGCGGUUGGGAGACGAGUGUCAACCAUUUGAAAUGGACCCUCCAGCAGAGCCGCUGUUUGAUUCAAAUAAAGUCGUAAUCAUCAGCAAUGGCCGGUGUGCGAGCUCAUGCUCACUCUUCAGCAUUUCCAUGGCCAAGAGAGAGGGCGCCACGACUGUGGUUGUAGGCGGCAAAGAUGAUGUUCCGCAGCAGUAUUGUGGCGUCGUCGGUGGCCAAUCAAUACGCUUCCCUAACAUUGACACCGAGAUAAAGGCUAGUGAACUCGCAUUCAGUGCACCUUUGUGCCGUGAUCACACGCUUGCGCCGCCAGACUUCAUCACCAACAGUCUGCACGGUGUAACAUGGAGGCUUGGGUUCGGCAUCGACGAUCCUUUGGAGCCGGAGGAAUGGCAAGACCACCCUGCUGAUGUGAACUUUCCGUUGACUGCAGAUAUUGUGAACAAGCCAGUCGCCAUUUGGGAGCGGGUCGCGAAGACGCUCUUGUGA
Messenger RNA from Rhodofomes roseus, 2070 nucleotides. RefSeq lists its product as uncharacterized. Gene Ontology annotation, biological process: proteolysis. Gene Ontology annotation, molecular function: serine-type peptidase activity. The record is from RefSeq and is a predicted model, not a curated record. The coding region runs from base 1 to 2070 and encodes 689 amino acids. Lineage: Eukaryota; Fungi; Basidiomycota; Agaricomycetes; Polyporales; Fomitopsidaceae. The transcript is spliced from 17 exons.